AUGGGCAUCAUCGUCAAUUCAACCAUUAAUGCCACCAUCUCAGACAAGGCAGCUCUUCUAGAGAUUGUGCGAAAUGCUGCAGAUCCAGCCACAGCACAGAGGGUGAAUUUGAACAGAACUCUCGUGAUUCCGUUCACCAACCCGCACGAUACAGCGGAAAAUGGAACGACUGGUUACUGGACAUUUGUACCUGAAUUGCAGUGUUUCAAUGGUGUUCUCAAAGAUUGUAAAGGUGACGAUGAGGACUGGGAUGGGGAGGUGGCUGUGGCCUGCGGCUACAAGAUACUCAGCAGAGGAGCUAAUGCGAGUACGGCGGUAUACGACGGCGAAGUCAGCUUUGUCCGGGAAUUUGGAGCGGAGUAUAGUAAGAGUGACGAGGAGAAAAGACCGUGGCCAGAAUAUGAAACGGCUGUGGAGUGGGUCGAGGAGCAUAAAGAGGACUCUGAUUCUGGAGCCCUGAAGUAUGCAUCAGCUUAUAGUGCGCGUAUGGCUCUCACUUGGUUCUCCCUAACUAUUUUACUUUUCUUUAUUUAG
Molecule: messenger RNA, 534 nt
Organism: Fusarium subglutinans
Lineage: Eukaryota; Fungi; Ascomycota; Sordariomycetes; Hypocreales; Nectriaceae
Exons: 1
Coding region: 1-534 (177 amino acids)
Source: RefSeq, a predicted model, not a curated record